Molecule: messenger RNA, 952 nt
Organism: Chironomus riparius
Lineage: Eukaryota; Metazoa; Arthropoda; Insecta; Diptera; Chironomidae
Source: the annotation of a GenBank genome assembly
UUGUAUUUUACGUUACGCAUUAAGUGAACAGUCCCCAAUAGCCAUCAAAAAAUAAUCAUAUUGUAAACCCAACAGAUCCGCUGUAUUUAUUGACAAAAAUCAAUUUGUCAGCAUGGGAAAAAAUAAAUUAAAAAUACAGGAUGCAGAUAAGUUGAAUAUCCUCUGUCUACACGGAUAUCGUCAGAAUGGCGAUGGCUUUAGAUCCAAGACUGGAAGUUUUAGAAAGUUUGUGAAGAAUUAUGCUAAUUUUACGUACAUAACAGCUGAUCAUUUUGCAAAACCUUUGAAUGAAGGCGAUGAAAUUGAUGAGAAUCAAAGGAGCUGGUGGUUUAAUAAGGAAGAUGGAAGCUUUAAAGGCACGAAUGAGAAUAGUGCUCCUGCUGUUGGAUUCCAAGAAAGCAUAAAACUAGUUGAAAAAGUGUGGAAUGAAGGAAAUUAUCAAGGAAUUUUGGGAUUCUCGCAAGGAGCUAGUUUUGUGUCCUUAAUUUGCAGCAUGAGUGAGAGAAAUUUGACAUCAAUUAAGCCCAGAUUUGCUGUGCUCACCGCUGGAUUCCGUUCUGGAUCUUUAGUCCAUCGAGGAUGUUAUGAAAAUAAGAUCACAAUACCUUCCUUACAUGUCUAUGGAAUGAAUGACGAAAUCAUCCCAAAUACAUACAGUGAAAAACUCCGUGAUGCCUUUGAAGCUCCACAAUUCAUUACACAUGAAGGAGGACAUUAUUUCCCAGCUACAGCUAAUGAGAAACAGACAUACGUCAGCUUCUUUCAAGAUCAACUGCAGUCAUAUCUUGAGGAUCGAGAAAUGAAAGUCAAUGGUGUAGCUACUCAAAAUGACGAGGAAGAAGAUGAAGUGGAAAGUUAAAAAUCUCCUUAAUUAAUUUAUUUUGAUUCCUAUUAGAUCAAUUUUUAUGUAAAACUUAUAACUUAAUGGAUUAUUAAAUGAUUCUACUGGAUU